This is a messenger RNA of Trametes versicolor FP-101664 SS1, 1951 nucleotides long. RefSeq lists its product as uncharacterized. Gene Ontology annotation, cellular component: ASAP complex; cytoplasm; nucleoplasm. NCBI's taxonomy places the organism in Eukaryota, Fungi, Basidiomycota, Agaricomycetes, Polyporales, Polyporaceae. Gene Ontology annotation, molecular function: zinc ion binding; RNA binding. The transcript is spliced from 8 exons. Gene Ontology annotation, biological process: mRNA splicing, via spliceosome. The coding region runs from base 21 to 1493 and encodes 490 amino acids. The record is from RefSeq and is a predicted model, not a curated record.
AUCACCGCCGUGUCGAGUACAUGGCUGCCUCCCCCAUCGCCACUUCGAACGGUGAAGAACAAGAUCAAACACAGCAGCACAUUCUCAAGUGGUCUGCCGAAACGAUGGACGUCGAGGCUGCCCGUGAUCAUAUGGGCCCCGGCGGCGACAUCGACAUGAACGGCGCAUCCCAUCCCGCCGACGACCGCAGCGCGCCUGGUCAAGAACCUGCAGAUUACCCCGCCGCCCCAGGGUCCGCCACGGGCAGCGCCGGCGACGCCGCGGCGCGCUUGGAGGCCGCCCAGCGCGGCGAGAAGCUAGUCAAGCCGAACAAGGUCUACAUCGGCGGACUCCCGGAACACACCCGCAAGGAGGAUCUCGAGAGCUGCUUUGGCAAGAUUGGCAACAUCGUCAACAUCGAGCUAAAGGUGGGCUACGGAUUCGUGGAAUUCGACAACCGCGAGGCCGCGGAAGAGAGUGUGGCGAAGUACCACGAGGGCUAUUUCAUGGGAAACAAGAUACGUGUCGAGAUCUCUCAUGGCGGCGGACGCACCGCAAAGUACAGCGGCGACCCGGGGGCGUGCUUCAAGUGCGGCCAGAUGGGUCAUUGGGCCAGGGAAUGCCCCAACCAUCUUGCAGCUGGACGCCGCCCGGGCAGUGACGCCCCCCUCAUUGACCGCAUUCAGCCCCCCAGGGAGUACCCGGUGCCUCCUCGCGACUACUACCGUGACUACCCUGGGUAUCCUCCUCGGGACCCUCGCUACUAUGAUUAUCCGCCGCCGCCCGUUGCGCGCGAUGGCCGCUACGGGCGUCCUCCUUCCCCGCUUCCCAGGGAAGUGCGCGACUACCCGCCGCCCCCGAUUCCUGUCCGCUCUGCUAGGGACUACGACGAUUACAGAAUCCGAGGCCCGCCGCCGCCGCCUGCUCGCUACGACUCUCGCGGCUUCUAUCCUGAGGGCGACCCUCUUGUCCCUGGGUACCCCCCGCGUGGCUACCCGCCGCCGCCGCCUCGGGAGUUCUACGACCGCGACUACAGGCGGGCGCCUCCCCCCGCGGACAGGUACGGCUCUUACCCUCCGGCCACUGUGAGACCUAGGACCCCGCCUGGUGCUCCGCCUGCUCGCUCUCGUGACGACUACGAACGCCCGCCGCCGGCUCGUGACUAUCCGCCUGCUACUGAGGCCCGAGGCCGCCCCGUCUCUCCGCCCCCCGCUCGCUACGCGGAGUACCCCCCUCGUUCUGGCAGUGUCGAAGCUCCUCGCUACCGCCGCCGCUCUCAGAGCCCCCCUUCGCGCUCUGCCUCUGGGGCUCCGUACGAGGCUUCCCGCUACGAAUCUGGCACUGGUGGGGCUGCGUACGCCGGCGGCACUUCUGGCAGCUACCCUAGCAACGGCUAUACUGCCACGAACGGCGGUGCUCCGCCCCCUGCGCGCAGCGCUGCGGCCCCGAGGGAAUACGCCCCGCCGCGCGCCGCACGCGAGCCCGAGCCGGCUAGCAGCUACCGGCGCACCUGAUUUUUCAAAGGCCCCUCAACUUGCCCCAACAGAGUCCUCAACGCUCUGCGAGGCGGCCGUUACGUUCGCGAACCGCAAUACAUCGAUUCCGUCCUUGUUUGCCCGUAUGCUCCCCCCUCUAUAACCCGAUAAAACCCACAGACAAAUGCGACUCCCUGGUUUCCUGGUGCGGCUACUGACUCAUGGCAUGUAUGGCCGCAGGGAGGGCUCUGACGCGACUACGGGCGGGGCUCCCGUACUCCACGACGAGGCCUGUUUGCGUCCCAUGUCCCUGGUCCCGGUUCCUCUGGUCCCGGUUCCUGGCUGGUUUUCUUGAUACGAUCUGCUUGCUACUACUGUCCGAAACUCGCUAUCGUCGUUUCUAGUUCUCCCCCUCUUUGAUGUACAUAUAAACCCAGAUCUGCCGCCGUCGACGUUCUUGCUUGUGUAGUGUAUGCGUAGCGGUCGGUGAGUGUUGU